GACUUUGGACAAGGCUUCCUGGUCCCUGCCAACGUUUCCAUUGAUGACUAUGAUUCUACUCCCAUGAUCUCACUGUCUCAUCUCAACCUGCGCGAUCUUGAAACCUUGGAGGAGCCCCUCGCUCCCGAGUUGGGCAACACCACUAACUUCGAUCUCGACACCCGCGCACCCAAGGAGACCAAAGUAUUCUUUGGCAAGACUCAAGUUGAUUACGGCUGCGACGCCUCCAUCAGAAAGCCUCUCGGCGAGGCCAUCCACUCCAUCUGCGGAAAUGGAGACUGCGACAAGAGCGUCGUGUACACCCGCAAGGUCGCCCAUAUGGUGAAUGGCAAGCGCAGAAAAGAAGCCUGGCUCCGUAUCUCAGUCAGAGGCGAGUACUACGGACGUCAUACACGAGGUUACAUGGUCUCAGCCGUUGAGAAUACAGUCAACCCCAAGACUGCGAAACCAGCAAUGCGAUACUAUCUCCCGACAAACCCAAACUUCCAGGCUCAGAGUUGUAAGAUGUCCAAAUUUAGCAACUACAUCAAGAUGCGCAAGAACUUUGGCGACGCGAUCUAUAUGGAGAUAGACGUCACUCUCCAGACCAGUAACUCGCACUGUUUCACACCAAAUGUUCUUGAAGAGGUUGCUGGCGCGCUUGGAGGUGUCGGUGGUUCCUUUUUUGGAUAUGUUGUUACUUCC
This is a messenger RNA of Fusarium redolens, 684 nucleotides long. RefSeq lists its product as uncharacterized. The record is from RefSeq and is a predicted model, not a curated record. The transcript is spliced from 2 exons. The annotation marks the transcript as partial. NCBI's taxonomy places the organism in Eukaryota, Fungi, Ascomycota, Sordariomycetes, Hypocreales, Nectriaceae.